AUGCCAACAAAACGCAAAGGGGCUGAUUUGAACCGUAAUACAAGUAAAUCUCGAAGCUUGCGAAAUAGAAGAUCCGAAAGAACCGAAGAACAAAUCCAGCAACAAAAUACUGAUGCACGUGUCAGAAUGGCGCAAUUGCGUCAAGAAGAGUCAGAAGACACACGAGCUGAACGCAAUGAAGUAAUAAGAUUNUUAACUUCCUUUGAAAUCCAUCAACCCCCCCCCAUUUAAAAAAAAAUCGAGGACAAUGAAAAUUUAAGAAACCAGGCUGUAAUCACACGUACUAAUGAAAGUCAAGAGCAACGCAAUGAACGCCGUCGAGCUAAUGCAUUGAGACAGACUGGCCUGUCAACGAGUCACCGACACAUUAUAAAAUAAAACUAUUAUAAUUUUUAUUAUCACUAUUAUUUAAACUAUUCAAAUAUCACAAUAGAACACAUUUAGGCCGCCGCUGGUGGACUACCCACUUUCCACCUAUUUGUUUUCAUUCAAUUCUAACAUGGCCAUUCCAAAACCAAAAAUAAAUAUGGGUAAAAUAAUAAUAAUAAAAAUUGGCACGGGCAACGCCGGGCGCGGGACAACUAGUGUUAAUAUAAGUGUCUGUAUAAGUCUACCCGUCAGAACGAUUGUUUUUAACUUAAAAAAUUAAAAAGGACCUUCUUAUGCAUCAAUACUAGAAAAUAUUUUCUUUCAGAAAAAAUUAUAUACUUGAAAUGUUGAGAAAUAUGUCUGGUAUAAACUCAUAUUCAAGAAGACUGAAAUGAGGUAUUCAGUAUUUUAGGGACGAACAUAGAUAUAUUUUUUAUUCUUUUUUUAUUUUUGUGUUGAACUUGGUAACGUGAAUGCCACAUAAUAAUAUGAAGUCGUACUAUGAUUAUUGCUUCACAUGGAGAUUCCCCUGUCGGGAAGUCAUGGGUACAACAAAAUGGGAGACAGGGAUGACACUAGAAGACGAGGAAACAUGUCGAUUUGAUAAAGUGUUUCUACUGUUCCCUGGCAAAAUCCAGCGAAAUCACAGCCAAAAUAACGGGAUGUGGCAAUUCAACUGGGAUAGAGAUCCGGUUGUUGGCUUCUGGUUUUUUUCCAGUUCGCCGACGCCCGGUUUUUCAACCCAAACAAAAGUUUUUAAUGGUUUUUAAACGAAUUCUAAUUCGCCGACAACGAUGAUAAUAUUGGUAUAGCAAUUUACACAGCUACAAGGUCAAACCCUAGUAUUAACCAUCUAACAAACCAGCUAUGUUGUCGUUAUACCUAUUACAUGAUUAUUACCUACGGUAAAAUAGUAUUUUUUUUUUUUAUAUUCUAUAUUUGCAUUUUUUUUUCAUUUCAGAAGAAAACGAAAUUUAAUUACUUAUAUUAAUUCCAUUUCAUUGAGUAUGUCAAAUACCAUAUCCACUUAAAAUUUUUAUAUUAUUAUUGAAAGUAUGCAAAACAGUUUUUUUUUUUUUUUUUAUGUAUGUAUUUAUUAUUUUUUUUUACGAAAUAUAACGCAUACUGAUUUAUAAUACAUGGAAUAUAGAUAACAUGUAUUGUGUGUAUAUGUGUGUAGGUAAAUUAUUUCAUUAGUUUUACAAAGCCGAUGUGAAUAUACUGGUUGUUGACGAAUUGAGAGUCGGCAAAUUCGGAGUCAGCAAACUAGGAGUCGGCGAACCGGCGAAACCCACGGUGGCUUCUAGUCCGUUCUCCGCGGUGUCUCCUAUAGACGCGUCGAUUCAGCCCGACUAG
Cinara cedri is the source of this 1725-nucleotide messenger RNA. The record is from the annotation of a GenBank genome assembly. NCBI's taxonomy places the organism in Eukaryota, Metazoa, Arthropoda, Insecta, Hemiptera, Aphididae.